UUGCUCCUUGCACAGACUGCUGGCCCGCCUUCAUACAAUGAUCAGUACAGAUAACACACUGGUAGCUGUAUUCUCUACUCUCUAUAAUUUGCUUUAAAGAAGCAAUGAAGGACAUACUUGUACUGCUGUUCCUGCUGAAUGCUCAAACCAUCAAGGUCUGCUCUCAACCCUAUCAACCAGGCUCAGAGGGAAGGUGUCUCAACACAGUAACAGAGUACCUCUCAGAUGAUUCUAACCUGUGCUGCAAGAAAUGUUCCCCUGGGCAGCACCGGAAACAAGAAUGCUCCGAAACUACUGAGACCGUGUGUGAACAAUGUCCUGAAAGCACUUACAUGGAGAGCUGGAACUACUAUAAAAACUGCUUCACUUGUAAGAAAUGCAAACCAGUUAAAGGUUUGCAGUACCUCCAGAACUGCACCUCUACCACCAUGUCCAAGUGUGGGUGCCAGCCUGGGAUGUUUUGCAUUAUUGGAUUUGAUGACCCGUACUGUGAUGCAUGUAAAAAGUACAAGCCAUGCAACCGUGGUUAUGGAGUGUCUGUGCAAGGGACAGCUGAUUCCGAUGUGAAGUGUGAACUGUGUCCCAAUGGGACGUUCUCUGAUACAGUCUCCUACACAGACCGCUGCCAGCCUCAUACAAACUGUCAUGGGAGGGUUACUGUUAGAAAAGGCGACGCUACCUCAGACACCAUGUGUGGACCCGAGGCUAUUGUAUCCAGCUCACGGCCUCAAACGUUAACAAAAGAUCCUCACACUGAGAUUGUGUUCACAACUGCAAGUACAGUGACCUCAGAUUCCAGGACUCUACAUGGAGCGACAGACUCCACACAGACUCCAUCUGAUUCAGAUUCAUUCAGCCACUCAACAACAAGCCCACCACCAAGCACAGUAACCAAUAAACUGGCUGUCAUCGCCGUUGUCACUGGAUUAAUAAGCCUACUUCUUUUCAUCGUCAUCAUUCUGGUGUUACGCUGUAAACCAGUCUGGAAGAAAGUCUUUUUUUGCACAGACGCUGCAAAAUUUCAUCCUAAAGUAGAUGCAAAUGGAAAUUGUGAGACCGGUGAUAAAAUCAAUCAGGGUUUUUUGGGGGAAACCCAGCUGACUUCAUUAAAAGUAAGCUCACCAGAACAACAGCUUCUGCUGAAAUCGGAAUCCUGUAGUAGUAACAAUACUGAACCUUUAACCAGAACAGACGGUGGCACCAUCUACGACUCCACCUACCCUCUGCAGUCAAUAAUAGCUCCUAACAAUCCACUUUCUGUUAUGUCGGAGCCUAUGUCUUUACACUCCAACAUAGAGCCUCUUACUUCCCAGACCAGCCUCCCCACACAGUCUUCCUCGCAGCCCACCAGCCCACAGAUCAUCAGCCCCAUGACCACCAGCCCUCACGUCAACGUCAACAUCACUUUCAACAUAGGCGGGACGCCGUCGAUCAUGUCCACAGACUUGAUGCAAGUAGACUCAAAACUCCCCUUUGGAGAGGAAGAGAAGUCGUUUAGCAUCCCACAGCAAGAAGAUGGGAAACAAUCACUGACAUCAGUGCAGGAGAGUACAAGUUGCAGUGCAUGAGGAGUCACCAGCAUGACAGACUGAUGAUUUGUUUUUCAUUCAUACACCAUUGAAAACAAUCUGACUGGCUCCAAGAUGCACUUGUUUGUUUGUUUAUAUGUAUAUAUGAUAUGCUGUACAUAAAGAUGUGAAUAUUGUCUUUCCUCCAGUGGUGCAGAGCAAGUACAAGCAGCUGCACAUUAAAAAGGGAUAUAAAUUAUGAUGCAGUCUGCCGUUAACGUUCAUAUUGUAGAGAGUAGUAUUGUAAGAGUAUUAAAUUACAGCCCCCAUCUUCCUCCAACUCAUCCCAUAUAAAGAUAUAUCCCAUACAUGUUGUAAAAUGUACAAUUUGUGGAAAGUUGUGUAUAAAUAAUACAAUGUGUAUUUUGUGUGACAGAAUUAUGAUUUAAUUUGUUAAGAUUUCAUCAUACUUAUAUGUGUUGUAUAUUGUUGUCAGUGGUAGGGAUGACUUGAUACCCCAACCUUGAGUAUCUGCUGAUACCGAUCCAAUACUGUCUCUUAUAAACAACUAAGUUGUUAGUAAUACAUUUGCAUGGAUGCACUUUGCUUGACCUAGCUAUCUGAAACCAUAAUGCUCAAACUGUGAAACAAAUAUUCCACUUCAAUGAAGGAAAAAUACCUUUAUGGAAUAGUUUAAGCUAACGUAUCGUAUGGGAUUAUACUUUUUUCAUCCGAUCCAGUGAUUUUGGCCAGUAUUGGAUCGAUACACAUACUUAGUAUCGGAUCAGCACAUCUCUAGUCAGUGGUGGCAGGAAAGUAUUUUGAUCUUUUAUCAAAUAAGACAUAUAAAUAUAGUACAAUAGUACUCAUUAGGGAACAGGAAGCUGGUCAGUGUUACAGUGUUAUGAUUGCAUUCGAUUACUACUGACGCAUUACUAUGUAAGCAGUAUUUUAAUGUUGUAGCUGGUCACUGUAGAGCUAAUUGUAACAGCUUUAGGUAUAAAAAGUAUAUUUAUUAAAUGCAAUAAAAUCUCAAUGUCCUCUUAAUUGUAGUAGAGUAAAAUGCACAAUAUUUCAUUUAAUUAAA
Molecule: messenger RNA, 2595 nt
Organism: Morone saxatilis (striped sea-bass)
Lineage: Eukaryota; Metazoa; Chordata; Actinopteri; Moronidae
Gene: tnfrsf1b
Product: tumor necrosis factor receptor superfamily, member 1B
Exons: 9
Coding region: 105-1568 (487 amino acids)
Biological process (GO): positive regulation of oligodendrocyte differentiation; positive regulation of myelination; negative regulation of neuroinflammatory response
Molecular function (GO): tumor necrosis factor receptor activity; tumor necrosis factor binding
Source: RefSeq, a predicted model, not a curated record